GUUUCCAUCAGGAGAUCACGCAAGGCAGGCUCGGCACGCAACGGGGAGGUGACACUCCAGAGGAUGGGAAACUUUGGCAACGGCCCUGGGGCUGGAUAAAUACAGAGAGAGAGAGAGAGAGAGAGAGAGAGCCAGAGAGAAGGAGCCAGAGAGAGAAAGAGGAGGGCUCUCUCUCCCUGACUCGGAGCUUUCUUCCAAAGGAGCUCGGCUUCCCUCGAAAGUGAAAAGGAGAGCAGGAGGAGAGCAGCCACCCACUGAGGACCCACCCUUCCUCCCGGGCGCACCAUGAGCCAAGGAGAGAUGGACGAAGCCGCUUUGGUGAACAUCAGCGUCCGCCCGAGGAGCCUGGAGGAAGCGCCGGGGAGCGGCGAGGCCCGCCUGCGAGGGCCGCUCCUGCUGCUGCUGCUCCUGCUGCUGGCCGCUCUGCACCGGGCGCGCCGCGGAGGGCAAGGGCGCCGAGGGCUCCUGCUCCCGCCGGGCCCGUUCCCGUGGCCGCUGGUGGGCAACGCGGCUCAGCUGGGCCGCGCGCCUCACUUAGCGCUGGGGCGCCUGGCGGGCGUGUACGGGCCGGUGUUCCGCCUGCGGCUGGGCUGCUGGCCCGUGGUGGUGCUGAGCGGGGAGCGCGCCAUCCGGCAGGCGCUGGUGCGGCAGGGGGAGGCCUUCGCGGGCCGGCCGCCCUUCCCGUCCUUCGCGCUGGUGUCGGGCGGGCGCAGCUUGGCCUUCGGGGCGUCCUCGUCGUCGUCGGCGUGGCGCGCGCAGAGGCGGGUGGCGCGAGCGGCCGUGCGGGCCCAGACGGCGCGGGCGGAGGCGGCGCUGGUGGCGGAGGCGGCGGCGCUGGUGGCCCUGCUGGCGCGUCGCGGCUCCGGCGGCGCCUUCCUCGACCCCGCGCCCAGCCUGGUCCUGGCCGUGGCCAGCCUCAUGAGCGCGCUCUGCUUCGGCCGCCGCUACGGGCACGACGACGACGAGUUCCGCCGCCUGGUGGGCCGCAACGAGCAGUUCGGGCGCGCCGUCGGGGCCGGCAGCCUGGUCGACGCCCUGCCUUGGCUGCGCCGCUUCCCCAACCCCGUCCGAUCCGCCUUCCGCGCCUUCCGAGCCCUCAACCGGGACUUCUACGGCUUCGUGCGGGGAAAGUUCCUCCUCCGGCGGCUCCGCGGGCGACUCCGGCCCGGGGACCGCGCCCGCGACCUCAUGGACGCCUGCAUCCGCCUCCAGCAGGACCAGCCGGGGAUGCCGCUCGAGCACGUGCCCGCCACCGUCACCGACAUCUUCGGCGCCAGCCAGGACACCCUCUCCACCGCCCUCCAGUGGCUCCUCCUCUGCCUCGUCAGGUAUCCAGAAGUGCAGACUAAACUGCAAGAAGAAAUAGAUAAAGUAGUUGGCCGAGACCGCUUGCCUUGUGCCGAGGACCAGCCCCAUUUGCCUUAUGUGAUGGCUUUCCUUUACGAAACCAUGCGUUUCAGCAGCUUUGUGCCGGUUACCAUUCCUCAUUUCACCACAGCGGACACCACCUUGAUGGGUUACCACAUCCCUAAAGACACAGUGGUCUUCGUCAAUCAGUGGUCCGUAAAUCACGAUCCAGAGAAAUGGCCGUCGCCGGAGGAUUUCAACCCAGCCAGAUUCCUGUAUGAGAAUGGAUCCCUUAAUAAAGACCUCACCAGCAGCGUCAUGAUCUUCUCGGUGGGCAAGCGCAGGUGUAUUGGGGAAGAGUUAUCCAAACUCCAGCUCUUCCUCUUUAUUGCCAUCCUGGUCCACCAGUGCAAUUUCACUGCCAAUCCAAAGGAAGAUUCUAAAAUGGAUUUCACCUAUGGCUUGACUACUAAACCAAAGCCAUUUACACUUCACGUCAAACUGAGAGAUAACUUGGAUUUGUUAGAUAAGGCAGUCCAGAGACUUCAGGCAGAAAAAGACUCUGAGAAUUCUUUGUCCGAUAUGUGAGCUCAGAAGUUUGACAUUGUAGUACUUGUGUAAGGAUCUUGUUCUACUUUCCUCAUUUUAUAUUUAAAUGAAUUGUAUUAAAGCAUAAUGUAUUUAUCACAGUUACUUAGUAUGAUACAAAGUAGAAGAACUUGUUCUUUCUUUAAAACCUCUGUUUGGUUUGUGAGUGGCAUUUCUAUUAAUAUUUAAGAGCUAGAGGCAUCAGAGUCAUUUUCUAAAAUGUUUUUUUGAAGAUGAGGGUAUUUCCACUGAAUUUAGUGUUGAAUUGCCAUGCUUAGUUUAUCCACAUUUUAUGAACGAUUCACAUAAUAUCUUCUAAUCGUUAUCUUUCAUAUGUUCCCUAAAGUUUUCCAUUUUCUCAGCCCCAGAAAGCUUUUCCUCUUCACAAGUGCCGAAAUCUUUCAUUGUUUUUCCAUCUUUAAAGUUGCCAUCUUCUCAAGUUGGGUUUUAAGGCGAGUGAUGUUCAGCUCAGCAUGUUUUAUCACCCAGAUUCAUUUUUGAAACCGUUCUUAUUCAGAGCUUGGAAAAUUGGCCAUGAUGGUUGAGGGAACCCAGGAGUUCUUACCCAAAUGAAUGCUAAAAUGAUUUUUAAAAGGUGAAUAAUAGAACCAUAGAGUUGCAAGAGACCUUGUGGGCCAUCCAGUCCAACCCCCUGCCAAGAAGCAGGAAAAUUAUAUUCAAAGCGCCCCCAACAGAUGGCCAUCCAGUCUCUGCUUCAAAGCUAUCUAUCUUUUAAUUCUAUCAUUUCAAAAUUUAGCAUUAUAGUAUUAAAGCAUUAUGACACAGCUAACAAUUUAAGUAGUAUUUGGAAUGUGUCCAGAGAAGGGUCUGGAGAACAAGCCCUAUGAGGAGCGGCUUAAAAAGCUGGGCAUGUUUAGCCUGCAGAAGAGAGGGCUAAGAGGAGACAUGAUGAGGGCCAUGUAUAAAUAUGUGAGAGGAAGUCAUAGGGAGGAGGGAGCAAGCUUGUUUCUGCUGCCCUGGAGACUAGGAGGCGGAACAAGGAGCCUCCACCACACUGUGGGGCAGAGAGUUCCACUGCUGAACAGCUCUAACAGUUAGAAAGUUCUUCCUCAUGUUCAGGUGGAAUUUCCUUUCCUGUAGUUUGAAGCCAUUGUUCUGCAUCCUAGUCUCCAGGGCACCAGAAAACAAGCUUUAAUACUGUAAUGCUAAAUUUUGAAAUGAUAGAGUUAAAAAGAGUUAAAAAGAUAUAUUUCUAGGCAUUACAAUUUCAGAAACACAACUGGGUUUUUAAAAAUUGCUUCAAUGUUACAGCACAACAACACAUUCGUUGAAGUAUUAAUGUCUCUGUGUGUAAUUUUUCUGAUUUACCUUUUUUAAAUCAACAGAGUGAUAAAAUAUAACCCAUUGCUAAGAUUACGUAUGGUUCACUUCAAAUGCUCAACCAAUGUGCUUUUCUCCUUCCUAGCCAGUGGGGUCUGUGUCUUUUUCAUUGAUACAGGUAAAUUGUAUGUAAAAUUAACCUAUCCUAUUUUAGUUACAACAUCAACUCAAAAAUCUGGGUUGACCUAUCCACAAGUCAGUAAGUACUAGACGUUAACUCUCACAAAAUAAAAAGAAUCAGCCCCUUUUCUGAGUAGAGUGGCAAAAGGCAAGAGUUUAGUCUGUCAAAGGAGAACAAAAAAGAAGCACUGACCCCCUAUACUCUCUCUGCUAGGCUUGGGCCCAAAUCGGUCUGAACAAAAAUAAUUUGUAAUAUUCUGAAGUCUGUUUCAUAUAAUCUCCGAAAACAAUAGGUAGGAGAGAAUCGAAAAGCUUUGCAAAAUGGAUUAAGAGAGCCAGAUUUUAUCAGCUAUAGGAAAGGAUAGAGUUAAGCCUGCAAUAUACCCAAGGCAGGGGUCUGCUGUGAGGCUCCUGGAGAAAAUGGGAUUAUUGCAAUGUCUUUUUCUCCCUCUCCAACAGCAGCAGCAGCGUCUCUCCCUUUCUUUUUGGAAAGUUUCCUAGGCUCCUCCUCCAGAGAGGGCUCUGCUAAGAACUCGCUUUCCCAGCAGCACUUACAUGGAGCAGGCAAUGAAAUGUCUCUGAGUUCCUCUUGGAGCAUGAUGGCAGUUGAAGUUCUCUCUCUCUGUUUCUCAGCCAAUAAAAAGUCUGGUUGUGUCCAUGCUACGAUUGGUUGAGAAUGGACACAACCAACAACUACAA
Messenger RNA from Anolis sagrei ordinatus, 4095 nucleotides. RefSeq names its product cytochrome P450 family 1 subfamily B member 1 (gene CYP1B1). Gene Ontology annotation, biological process: progesterone metabolic process; hormone biosynthetic process. Gene Ontology annotation, molecular function: steroid 17-alpha-monooxygenase activity; heme binding; iron ion binding. The record is from RefSeq and is a predicted model, not a curated record. NCBI's taxonomy places the organism in Eukaryota, Metazoa, Chordata, Lepidosauria, Squamata, Anolidae.